UCUGUUGACUGUCAAAAUACAAAGUGCUUGAAUUUAUAUGUCAAUAUUUUGUGUCCGCCGGAUCUAUUUCUAUUGAAUGAAAAUGUAAUCCUUCAAAGUUUGUUAAAAAGAUUAUAAAAUGAAUGCGAAUGAAUAUGUAAUGUUAAGCCCUAUUGAAGAUUUUUUUUACCUAGUAACGAAUGUUGUGCGGGGAGAGCCGACGGUAGAAGACUUAAUUCUACUUCUUGGAACUUUAGUUGCAUUUAUAGCAUUCAUAUUAUGGUCUUGCUUUCCCGUUCACCAUAAAGAUGCCCUUCUGCCUGUUUUGCAAGGUCCAGAUAAGAGUGGUAAGGAUGAAGAAAAAUACAAUCAGAUAUCAUCAGACUAUGAUUUAGACGAAAUGUGAAAUCAUGUACAAAACUAUCUGGAACUAUAUUAUAUACAUAUUCUACCUAGGUAUUUCUAGUAAGUAACCCUUUUACCUUAAAUAUUUAAAAUAAUUGUUUAUAAUUAAUACAGAUGUUUACUUGCUAUUUGAAAAAUGAAAUAUAUUUUUAAUGAUAUCUGGCAGUAGAUUCUCAGUGUAUUUUUUUUUAUAAAUUUCUACUAAGGACUAAAAUGUUCAUAUAUAAGUAUUGCUUGUUUUACCAAUUCUAUUCUAUGUCUUAGAUGUGUCAUGAAUGCAGGAAAUUGUUCUAAUAUUCAUAAUGGUUAUUUAUGAUGAAAUUUAUUUACAUGAAGUUGGGAAAUUAAAUACCUUAAAUUUAUAAUCUAAUUUAUCCAGAUUAAUAUAACCAAAAUGAAUUAAUAUUAAUCAGAUUUAACCUAAGGUGCAACUAUUUACCCUAAAGAAAAAGCAAAACACUGGAAGAUAAUGUUAAAUAAAUGAUGGAAUUACAAAUACUCAAUUUCAAAAUUAGUAAGAAUUUUUAUAAAUUAUUGAUACCUAACAUUUAGUCAACCAUAAUGUUAACCAUGGAGUUGAAAUUGUAGAUUCCACAAAAAGUAGAGUUUUUAAAUAAUAUAACAGAUCAUUUCUCACAAGGUUCCUAUUUUGAAAUAUAUUGGACUGUCUCAAGUUCAAUGAAAUUAAACUAAUUCAAAUUUAUUUAAUAAAUAUUUAUAGUAGGUACUUAGUAUAGAAAAGUUACAGAACUUAAAUUAUUUUCUAAAAAUGAAAUUACAUAAACUUGAUUUAAUGAUCUUAAUUAAAAAAUUAUUAUGAGUAUAAUGAAUCUAAAGAUGUACUCACACUUUAAAAUAUAUUCUGUCUCAAUGUCCCAAUAAUGUUAAUGAAACCAUUUGAAGACAAAUCUUUAAUAUUAUAUUCACUUAAAUAUUAUACAUUAUUCUGCAUGAAACAAUCAUAUACUGUGUAUACCUAUUUGUCAAAAUAAUUAUAAACCUCUGAAUGUUUUUCACACUCUGGUGGCUUCCAUUGUUGUAAAUAUAGUUUACGUAAUAUGUAAACUCAAAAAUAUAUUGUCGAAGUAAGUAUUUUUUCACACAAUUACAAUGAAAAACAGAGGCAUAUUAUAAAAAGUACUAUAUUACUUGAUGUACAAUGUAUUUAUUUAUAUAAAUAAAAAUAUUUUAUUCUUUA
This is a messenger RNA of Anoplophora glabripennis (Asian longhorned beetle), 1582 nucleotides long. RefSeq lists its product as uncharacterized. The record is from RefSeq and is a predicted model, not a curated record. The transcript has 2 exons. The coding region runs from base 119 to 385 and encodes 88 amino acids. Lineage: Eukaryota; Metazoa; Arthropoda; Insecta; Coleoptera; Cerambycidae.